This is a messenger RNA of Penicillium griseofulvum, 1050 nucleotides long. RefSeq names its product MDR family NADP-dependent oxidoreductase. The transcript has 4 exons. The coding region runs from base 1 to 1050 and encodes 349 amino acids. The record is from RefSeq and is a predicted model, not a curated record. Gene Ontology annotation, molecular function: oxidoreductase activity, acting on the CH-CH group of donors, NAD or NADP as acceptor. NCBI's taxonomy places the organism in Eukaryota, Fungi, Ascomycota, Eurotiomycetes, Eurotiales, Aspergillaceae.
AUGCCAUCCACGACUCAACAAUGGAUCCUGGCCAACCAGCCCACCGGUCACCCUGUCCUCUCGGGCCCCUCUGCAACCUUCAAGCUCGAAUCCACCUCCCUCCCUAAGCCCACCGCCACUCAAGCCGUCCUCAAGAACGUCCUAUUCUCCAACGACCCCGCUCAAAGAACCUGGAUCACCCCCGGCCUCGACCCAGAGCGCAUGUACUUGCCGCCCGUCCCCCAGGGCGCCCCCAUGAGCUGCUUUGCCCUCGCCGAGGUCGUGGAGUCUGGCUCGCCCAACGAGCUCGCUGUCGGUAACCUUGCUGUGGUUCCUACGAGCUGGAGUGAGUACUCGGUGCAUGAGAUCAAAGGGCUUCAGGUAAUCAAGCCGAUUGAGGGUCUUGAUUUAGGACACUUCCUUGGUGCGUUGGGAUUUACCGCGUUGACUGGAUACUAUGGCAUUAAGGAGGUUGCAAAGGCGACCAAGGAUGAUACGAUUGUUGUCUCUGGCGCUGCAGGCGCGACCGGAAGUAUGGUUGUGCAGAUUGCGAAGAAGAUCAUCGGGUGCAAGCGGGUGAUCGGUAUUGCCGGCACAGACGAGAAGUGCCGCUGGGUUGAGAAGCUCGGUGCGGACAUCUGUAUCAACUACAAGAAGGACACCUUUGAGCAGGAUCUCAUCAAGGCCACCGAGGGCUUUGUCGAGGUUUACUAUGACAACGUCGGCGGUUCAAUCCUCGACCUUAUGCUCACGCGCAUGAAGCGCCACGGCCGCAUCGCUGUCUGCGGCACAAUCUCCAACUACAACACCCCUAACCCUACCGGCAUCAAGAACUUCUUCGAGGUCGUCUCCAUGCGCAUCAACAUUACCGGAUUCAUCGUGACCGACUACAUCCACAAGCUCGGUGAUGUCGUUGCGGAGCUCUGUCAGGCCUGGAUGGAAGGAAAGAUCAUUAUCGAUGACUCAAUGCAGACGGUUGUCGAGGCCAAGUUUGAGGAGGUGCCGGCUGUAUGGAUGAAAUUGUUUGAGGGGGCCAAUACGGGCAAGCUUUUGACGAAGAUUGUUCAGUAA